This is a messenger RNA of Trichoderma atroviride IMI 206040, 1332 nucleotides long. NCBI's taxonomy places the organism in Eukaryota, Fungi, Ascomycota, Sordariomycetes, Hypocreales, Hypocreaceae. The record is from RefSeq and is a predicted model, not a curated record.
GCUGCUGCUGUACCACCACACCACACCGCACGCGCAAUGUCCAACCUCUUCUCUGGAAUGUCACUAGACGCAGUGGUUCCGACGCCCCUCGACAUCCCCCGGCCGUUGCCGCUAUGGCUCAACACCGCCUGCGCCAAACACAUUGUCAAGGGAAACUUCAUGACGCUAAGCGCUCGGCCAAAGACGGUUGAGCAUGGCGAGUGGGUAGCACACCAGGUGGUCGAGCACUAUCGUAACCUCUGGAACUUUGUCAGAAUUGUCCACGAAAGGGAAGACGAUGGAACCAGCAUCUGCAAUCCCAUGACAUGCCCCAAGAUGUCUGCUGGCAAGAACCACUCCUAUACCUGGCUCAACAAAAAUCACGAGCCGGUGGAGCUGCCGGCCUACGAGUACAUGAGUCUCAUGCAGCGGUGGAUGUCUGGCAAGAUUGACGACCCUGCGCUGUUCCCUACCGACCCAGACACGGUGUCGUUUGCCACCCAUCCAGAGUACACCAGCACCACCAUCCAGCAGCUCGGCGGCACCGAGGACUGGUUUGGAGCCAGAAGCGGCUUCCCCAAGCAAAUGGCCAGUACCUGCCAGCUCGUCUUCCGCCAGAUCUUCCGCGUCUACGCUCAUCUCUACUGGGAUCACUUCGUCGAGCCCUUCUACCACAUCAAUCUCGAGAAGCAGCUCAACAGCUGCUUCAGCCAUUUCCUCCUGACUGCAACCACGCUCGAUAUGCUGCAGCCCAGCGAGUUGGAGCCCAUGCAGUACCUCAUUGACCUUUGGGCGGCCGAUGGCACGUUCCCCCGGGAAUCAAAGCCCUAUUCCUACGCCAACAUCGAGCGCGGCCGGUACAUUCAGAGUCUUAGCAAUGGAGCUUGAUUGGAUCCGCGGAGCACGGAAAGAUGGAUCCAGCUGCGGCUGCAUACCGAUGAUCCACUUAUUGCAUGUUUUGCGCUGCAGCGUGCAGCGGAAGACGACAGGCCCGACUCGACUGGCCUCUUGGGCUCUCUAGCCAGCCGUUGAAAGUGGGCCUACGAGAUUGUAUACAAGUUAGAAUUUGAUUGAAAGGGAAAGACAUAGGAAGAGAGCUAACUAGGGCGCACCAUUUUCGAGACAUCACUAGCAGAUAGGAUGAUCUGAUACCAUAGAACCAGGUUUCUCAGGCCAUGAGGAUUAUGAGAACCAUGGCCUCCUCGAACACUCGAACAUAAUCUGGGGAGCAGCAUCUUGAAAGGGACAAAAUCUGACUCCCUUUGACUUGAUUGCGUAAUGAAAUCUGCUAGAAUUAGAGAGACAGUUUAUACGGAAUACGGAAUACGGAAUAUACUACAGGUUACAACACAU